AUGGUCACCGACAUCCGUAAGAAACCGCUAGAGCGGGAAGACAAGCAGAAGUUGGAGGACGCGGUGUCCGCCUACUUGGCUAGUGCCGGAGACGACGCUUCUGGAAGUUCUGCCAGUGGGUUCCGAAUGCGCGGCCGCAGCUUCCUGCUCACUUACAACCACCUCUUCACGGACAAGGCCUUCCCCGACUGCGCCCCCCCGGCAGCUUCCAAUGAGGACCUCUGGGCGCUAUGGCGCGACUGGAAGAAACGCAAGAAGAAGGAGCUGAGGGUCGAGCAAAGCACGUCCACUUUGGAGGAGUCCCUGGACAGCGAAGACGCUGGGCGUGUUCACUUCCUGUGGAAGAUAACUAUAAAUAAGGCCAUCGACAACGCAACUCUGGUUGUGUUUGCCUUUCACGGCGUCGUGCCAGAUGUCCGCCCGACGGUGGCGCUAACUGGCCAGACGCCGACGGGCACGCUGAAGACCCCCAGGGGGGCUAGCUUGGCAGAGGCAAGCAACCGCGCCCACUUCUACGGUUGGGCGCCGAAAAAAGGGACGCUCUUCAGGGGCACCGGCAGGCCGCCGUGGAAGAAGUACCGCGUGCAGGGCAAGUGGUUGGACGACCUCUGGACAGACGAGAAGCUCGACAACGACAACUACGAGGCCCUGGCAUUGCGAGUCCGGGUAGGCUUCGCAGAGAGGAAGCGCAACGUCGAGGCAGUCCGCGCGGCGGAGAAGGAUGCCUGGAUCGACGAUCAGGUCGCCCUCGUGGACUCCGCGCUGGACAAGAUCCGGGCGCCCUUUCGCGAGUUCCCUGCCGUGCGCGCGAGCCUCUUCAGCAAGCCGCUGGUGCUGACUGUGGAGGAGGCAGAGCACUUGGACCUCCAUAGCUUUCAGUGCGACCAACAUGACGGCUUUGUGCUGGACGGCUGCAACUCGUGGGCGCAGCUGCUCCGGUGGAGGGCUGUACUGCAUGCGAGAAACACGAAGUCCCGCGGGGGACAGAGCGCCACGAACGUCCACGCGUACCCGCAGAACUUGUACGGGGUCGCCGUGGUGGCAACAGUGGACUGGGACGCGCCAAACUCCUACCUGGUCGACGAGAACUCGCCCUGGCGCUCUCGUUGGCUCUGCAAGAACGCAAUCUUCGUGCGGUUGGCAGAGGGGGAGGCUUUCUACGACAAGACCCGGGUACCCACUGAGCGCGUGCCCAACGCCUUUUCUUUGUUUGCACAGACGGUGAAGCGCCGACGCUGA
Messenger RNA from Prorocentrum cordatum, 1239 nucleotides. NCBI's taxonomy places the organism in Eukaryota, Dinophyceae, Prorocentrales, Prorocentraceae. The record is from the annotation of a GenBank genome assembly.